UUUGCUGUUUCACUGAUAAGGAAAAACAAAUCACAAAUUGAAAACUUUGUUUGUUGUUUUUUCUAAUAAAAUUAUAAUAAUAGAAUUAUUAUUAUUAUUUAAAAAUGAACAACAAUAAUCCGAAUAUAGUAUUCCAUCCCUUGAUAAGUUCCAUCCAGAAAGUAAUCCUCUAUGAAACAAAAACAAAACUUUAUCUAGUUGGAAGCAACAUUCGAGAAACAAGGUUCCGUCUGCUAACAAUUGACCGAACUAAACAAGAUGACAUUGAUAUUUUCGAAGACCCCAAUGAAAAAAAUGCAGCCGAGAUUCGUCGUUUCGUGAGUUCCUUGGGCAAUCCCAAGGUGGUAAGUGCCUAUGGGGUUCUUGGGUUUGUUCGAUUUCUCGAGGGGUAUUACUUGAUUUUGGUUACUAAAAGAAAGGGAUGUGCUUUCAUUGGAAUGCACUUAAUCUACACCAUCAAAGACACUGUGAUGGUCCGAGUGAAUGAGUCAUCGCAUCGUUUGGCACACCCAAAUGAACAACGCUACAUUAAGAUGUUCCAAAGCAUAGACCUGCGAAGUAAUUUCUACUUCAGCUACAGCUAUGAUCUAACCAGAACUCUUCAAUAUAAUAUGUCAGCUCCUCGUUAUGUUGGCCCAGGUGUCGAUAUCAAUAAAGAUGAUCCACUUCCCGAUUGGGAUACUCUCACCAACAAUGUCGAGGAAGAGAACGAAAGAGUGGACUAUGCUUUUAGAAGCAGCCCACGGAAUCGUUUUGUUUGGAAUGCUUUUCUUCUCACGAAAAUGCAACAUAUUACCAAAGAUUGGCUUCUGGAAGUGGUUCACGGGUUUGUCAGUCAAUCGUGCAUAAGUAUCUUCGGGAGACACGUUAAUGUGUGUCUUUUGGCUCGCCGCAGCACUCGAUUCGCUGGAACACGGUUCUUGAAGCGAGGUUCAAAUUUUAAGGGGGAUGUUGCCAAUGAAGUCGAGACUGAGCAGAUUGUCACCGAUGGUCAUCGAAUGUGUAGCUUCACACAGAUGCGUGGGUCAGUUCCUUCACAUUGGUCUCAGGAUAUCAGUAAAAUGGUCGCCAGACCUCCGAUUUCCCUAGACAUCUCUGAUCCCUUUGCCCAGACUCCGUCGCGUCAUUUUGAUCGUCUCCUAUUUCAUUAUGGAUCUCCUCUCAUUGUCCUGAAUCUGGUAAAGAAAGGCGAACGGCGCAAGCAUGAGAGUAUCCUUACCCAGGAGAUCAAAAAUAGCGUCAAGUAUCUUAAUCAGUUUUUGCCUCCGCACUUUCGCAUUCAAGACAUUCACUUCGACAUGGCUCGGAAGAGUCGAGGCGGUGGCAACGUCAUGGAGAUGUUGGCAGAUAUUUCUGAGAAAGUCGUCCAACAAACGGGAAUGUUCUUCAAAGACAGCAACGAAAAGAACUUUCAAACCGGGAUUGUUAGGGUAAAUUGUGUGGAUUGCUUGGAUCGGACAAAUACGGCGCAGUUUGCAAUCGGGAAGUGUGCGCUGGCGCACCAACUGGCCAAGUUGGGUUUCAUCAAACCACCACGCUUGGAAUUCGAUUCAGAUUGUGUGACCAUGUUGGAGAAUCUAUACGAGGAUCAUGGAGAUACUUUAGCCUUGCAGUAUGGAGGCUCUCAGCUCGUGCACAGAAUCAAAACGUAUCGAAAAACGGCAGUUUGGGCUUCACAGGGAAAUGAUAUCAUGCAGACGUUGAGUCGUUACUACAGCAACACCUUCAGUGAUACCGAGAAGCAGCACAGUAUUAAUUUGUUCCUUGGUUACUACGUUCCCAGUAGGACACAUUCUAAACAAAAUCAACCGAUUUGGGAGCUCCAGUCGGAUUAUUACAUGCACAACACUUACAAGCCCCAAAGUCCGCACAACGAGACAACCCUCUUGACCGACUGGAUUCGUCCCAAAGUCCGUUCUUGUCUCCCAUGGCCGUGUUCGGAUAAAAACAAAAUCGUCAAAGAGCUCUUUAGGGUCCACUCAAAAGACUUGGAAAUGAUCGACUCCUACUCAAAUUAUCACAUGUCCUUCAAAUUGACUGACUUUGGAGAGCACAUUGCAUAUGAAAUAAGUCAAAUGUCAAUUCGUUACUUGCCCACAUUUCGGAUAAAUUUUAGUCCCUUCCAACGCCACGAAGAACGUGCCAGUCGUCAGAAUCCUUCUCUAACUGGUCAAAGCUCGUCGACCAGCAACGAUUCGAGUUCAUCCUCAGACGAGGGUAAUUCCAGUUCCGAUGAAGAAUCCUAUGCUGGUGGUGAAAAUAUCUCAAAUCAAAUCGAAGAUGAAGAGCAGGGUCCAUUGACUCUGGAAUCAUUGCUCCCAUCAAUGGAAAUUGUGUAUGGAUGUACAAUUUCGAAUCCCAAUAAAUCGAGCACGGCCCUGUAUAAGAAAUACGUUCAAAUUGGAAAACUAUCAUCACCACAACUCUAUCCGUCGGUAUCGAGUCGCGAACAAGAUGCUGGAAAGAUGAUGCGAUGCAUUGAUUUGCAACCUUUGAGUGAUUACGGAACAGAUUCGUAUGAGAGUGUCAAGCCGCCGACAGUCGAUGAGAAGAGUAUGAAAAUUUACGAAGAGUAUUGUAGGAUACCGAGAAAAUUUAACCCAGUUCCCAAGUUUGAGGAUUGUGCUGCACUUUAUACUUACAUUAAGAUGAUGUAGGUGUGUUUUUCAAUAGGUAUAAAAUAUAGGAUUUAAGUUGAUCAAUGUAUUUAUUCACAGGAGUAUAUUAUUCUGUAUAAAUAGAUUUAAUCCAAAACAAAUAAAAAUAAUAAAACACAAUUUUUCUG
This is a messenger RNA of Eupeodes corollae, 2785 nucleotides long. RefSeq names its product polyphosphoinositide phosphatase (gene FIG4). Gene Ontology annotation, molecular function: phosphatidylinositol-3,5-bisphosphate 5-phosphatase activity. The record is from RefSeq and is a predicted model, not a curated record. Gene Ontology annotation, cellular component: intracellular membrane-bounded organelle. NCBI's taxonomy places the organism in Eukaryota, Metazoa, Arthropoda, Insecta, Diptera, Syrphidae. Gene Ontology annotation, biological process: phosphatidylinositol dephosphorylation. Bases 105 to 2657 code for a protein of 850 amino acids. The transcript is spliced from 3 exons.